Messenger RNA from Cyprinus carpio (common carp), 834 nucleotides. Its product is annotated as cyclin-dependent kinase inhibitor 3-like. Gene Ontology annotation, molecular function: protein tyrosine phosphatase activity. Gene Ontology annotation, biological process: protein dephosphorylation. Lineage: Eukaryota; Metazoa; Chordata; Actinopteri; Cypriniformes; Cyprinidae. Gene Ontology annotation, cellular component: nucleus. The record is from RefSeq and is a predicted model, not a curated record.
GACUGUUUUGGAUCUCCGCUUGAUGUCCUGACUGUGAUUUAUCUUGUGUGUAGCUGAGAUGUGUGAUCAGGGUGUGGAGGACGUGUUUGUGUUCUGUACCAGAGGAGAGCUGGUGCGCUACAGGGUGCCCUGUCUGCUAGAGGUUUAUUCUCAGAAUGGACUCAGAGUGCACCACCUCCCCUUCCCGGACGGGGGCGCUCCAGAGCUUCCUCAAUGCUGCUGCAUUCUGGAAGAACUGCAGCACUGCCUGCAGAAUCAACGCAAGACUGUCAUACAUUGCUAUGGAGGCCUGGGAUGCUCAGGGUUAAUUGCUGCAUGUUUGCUGCUGCAGCUCUCUGUCUCCAUAACACCCGGUGCUGCUCUAGAGAUCCUGAGGGAGCUGAGAGGAGGCGGAGCCAUUCAGACCAUCAAGCAAUACAACUUCCUUCAUGAGUUUCGUGAGAAGUUUGAAGCAUAUCAAGAAACCAAAGAGUGGCUUUCAGAGAGAUCAGUGUCUCGAUAAUCAACCUGACAUCCAGAUGAUGUAAAAGCAGAAAAAAAGACAAAUUACAUUAAUAGAAGUUUUUGCACUAAAGAUUUUCUCUACUUUAUGAAUGCAUUUGUUUCUUUUCUGAUGGCACUUUAUAAAAUUCUGUAUUUUUAUGUCUAUCUUAAAAGUUAAUAUAUAACUUUAUUUUUGCAAUUAAAUGGGUCUUGUUCAGUAAGUGAGUCCUAAAGGUGCAGUAAGUGAUUUCUGAGAACCACUGUUGGAAAUUAUCAACACCCAAACAAACAAUUUUGAUCUGUGUGUGUGCUGAACCAAAUUGUGUUUGAACAUAGUCCUGGCUGUGUAAA